AUGCCCGGCGGGCCCCUGGCAGGGUUGCUGGUUGCGCUGUGCGUCAGCAGCGCGGUGCACGGCGUGCCAAGCAAGAGCAAAAGACAAUCCGGCCAGUAUCGCACGUAUCCAGAACUUCUCGACACGGCGGCUGUGGCUCCAGUCGGCUGUGAGGAAAACGGUCGCUCAUUCAGACUGAACGAGCAGUGGGAGAAACCCUACCGUGGUAGUACUCUGGUGUGCACCUGCAAUGGAGCAGCAGGCAUCAAAUGUAAAACUAAGCCUGAAGUGGAGGAGUCUUGUUAUGAUAAGUACAAUGACCGGACGUACCGAGUGGGCGAAACCUACGAGAGACCAAAGGACGGGAUGAUGUGGGACUGCACCUGCAUCGGCUCUGGCCGGGGCAAGAUUAGCUGCACUAUUGCAAAUCGUUGCCAUGAAGGUGGGAGGUCUUAUAAAAUUGGAGACACUUGGCAGAGGCCUCAUGACACCGCUGACUACAUGCUGGAGUGUGUGUGUCUGGGAAAUGGCAAAGGAGAGUGGACGUGCAAACCUGUGGCCGAGCGUUGCUACGACAACAGUGCUGCGUCAUCGUACGUCGUGGGGGAGACGUGGGAGAAACCCUACCAGGGCUGGAUGAUGCUUGACUGCACCUGUCUGGGAGAAGGAAACGGACGCAUCACCUGCACGUCAAGAAACCGUUGCAACGACCAGGACACCAGGAGAUCCUACCGUAUUGGAGACACGUGGAGCAAGACCGACGCCAGCGGACACGCUGUGCAGUGUCUGUGUUUAGGAAAUGGCCGUGGAGAGUGGAAGUGUGAAAGACACAACGCUGGAAGAACCACUGGCGCCGUAGUGCUGACCCCCACCCGGUCUCGGCAGCAGCCCGAGCCAUCUGCCGAGGGAACCUGCCGCACGGACUCCGGAGCCACUUACUUUGACGGGCAGCGGUGGAUCAGGAACCAGGGAAGCAAGCAGAUGCUCUGCACCUGCCUGGGUAACGGAGUGAGCUGUCAGGAGUGGGAGAUCAAGAAACAGGUGUAUGGUGGCAGCUCCAACGGCCAGCCUUGUGCAUUUCCCUUCGUCUUCAUGGGGAAGACUUACUACUCGUGCACCUCGGACGGACGCUCGGACGGACAGCUCUGGUGCUCCACCACCUCCGACUAUGAGAGAGACCAACAGUACUCUUUCUGUACUGAGAAGAACGCCAUCGUGGUCACACGAGGCGGGAACUCCUUCGGCUCCCUUUGCCACUUCCCCUUCCUCUACAGCGGCCGCAACUACACCGACUGCACCUCUGAUGGGCGGCGCGACGGCAUGCGGUGGUGCGGGACCACUCACAACUACGAUGGCGAGCAGCGCUUUGGGUUUUGCCCCAUGGCCGCUCACGAGGAGGUGUGUACCACCAGUGAGGGGGUGAUGUACCGCGUGGGUGACAAGUGGGACAAACGGCACGACGUCCUGGGCCACAUGAUGGAGUGCACAUGCCAGGGCAAUGGCCGUGGAGAGUGGAGCUGCAUUGCCCACUCCCAGCUGCGAGACCAAUGCAUUGUUGAUGGAUUGACCUAUGAAGUGAGCCAAGAAUUCUCCAAGCGGCACAACGAGGGCUACAUGAUGAACUGCACCUGUUACGGACAGGGCCGAGGCCGCUGGAAGUGCGACGCCGUCGAUCAGUGCCAGGAGCCACAAACCAGGGUGUUUUAUCAGAUCGGAGAGACGUGGGACAAAGUCAGCCAUGGGAUCCUCUACCGCUGUUACUGCUAUGGCAAUGGAGUUGGAGAAAUGAGAUGUGAACCGCAGCACAACUACCAAGGCGGCCACAGACCUGUCCAGGUGAUCAUCACAGAGGCGGGAAAACAGCCGGACUCCCACCCAAUUCAGUGGAACCCCCCGUCGUCCGUUCACAUCACCCAGUACAUUCUCAAGUGGAGAGUCAAAAACUCUCAUUCCCCGUGGAGGGAGGUCACCAUCCCUGGCAACAUGAACUCCUACACCAUCAGCGGGCUGCGCUCGGGCAUCACCUACGAGGGCCAGCUGAUCAGCAUCCUGCGCUACGGGCGCCGCGAGGUUACACGCUUCGAUUUCACAACCACCCCGCACUCUCUGGAAACGUCAGAGGGAGAAACCUCCCUGCUCCCUCCAGUGUUGGACACUUCUGAGUCAGUGACGGAGAUCACCUCAAACAGUUUUGUUGUGUCCUGGACGUCAGCCUCUUCCACCAUCUCUGGCUUCAGGGUGGAGUAUGAACUCAGUGAGGAUGGAUCCAAGCCUAAAGUCCUGGAUGUUCCUCGCACGGCCACGUCUGUCACCCUCUCCGACCUGCUGCCAGGACGCAGGUACAACGUCAGUGUGUAUGAGCUCCCAGAGGGUGGACAGCCAAACCUCAUCCUGACUACCUCACAGACGACAGCCCCUGACAAACCCACGAGGCAGGUGGUGGACGAGGUCGGAGAGACCUCCAUCCGAAUCAGGUGGUCCAGACCUCAGGCGCCUAUUACUGGUUACCGCGUGGUGUACACACCGUCGGAGGAGGGCAGCAGCACCGAGCUCAACCUGCCUGACUCCGAGACCUCGGUGACCCUGGUUGACCUUCUGCCCGGUUUGCUCUACAACAUCAGCAUCUACGCUGUGGAGGAGGACCUGGAGAGCGAGCCUGUUUUUGUACAGGUCAACACGGCUGGAUCUCCUCAACAGGAGGUGGUCCAGGCCCCCACAGACCUGCAGUUCUAUGAAGUAUCAGACUCCAAAAUCACCAUCAUCUGGACUGGCCCCCCGAGAGACGUGAGCGGCUACAGAGUGUCCUUCACCCCCGUCAGCCCCGAUGGCGUCGAGAUGAGGCUCCUGCCGCUGCCCAUCUCACCCAACGCGUACGCUGAGAUCACCCACCUGCAGCCCGGCAUGCUCUACCGCUUCUACAUCUACGCCAUCAGCGGUGGGGUUGAGAGUGAGCCGCUUGUUGGAGAAAAGUCCACCAAACCCGACACCCCCACAAACGUGCGCUUCACUGACAUCGGCCCAGACAACGCACUUGUCAUCUGGGACGCUCCUCGUGCCGUGGUCACCGGCUACCGCCUCUUCCUGAGCAUCGAGGGCUCCAGCCCCGUGGAGAAGAGGAUCCCAGGCGGAGUCACCCAGUACCCCUUGAGAAACUUACGCCCGGACACGCAGUACACUGCUGUCCUGCACUCUGAGCUGGCCAAUGAGCUGAGCGAGGGCGUCACCGAGUAUUUCACCACUGCCCCUCAAAUGGGAAAUGCUCCAAUCUACAGCACAGAGGUGACUGAUAGCUCCAUCAUCAUCUCCUGGAUACCCGUCAGCAGGUUCAGCUACAAGCUGUCUGUGCUCCCCAGCCAGGAGGGCGAAUCUCCCAGAGAAGACACCUCGUCCUCUGGACGUGUGUUUGUGGACGGUCUCUUUCCAGGAACCCAGUACACCUACAGCGUUCAGCCCAUCUUCAACGGACGUAACCGUGGAAACCCCGUCACCCGCACUGCCGUCACCUCUCUGUCUCCUCCCACUGACCUGAGAGUAGAGUCCAAACCCACCACAGGAGAUCUCGUAGUCCACUGGGUGGAAUCCAAAACCCCAGGCAUUACAGGCUACAGAGUGACGAGCACGCCCACCAACGGGCAGAGAGGAAACACUCUGGAGGAGUUCGUGCCCGUCGGUCAGACCUCAGUCAUGCUGGAGAAUCUGAAUCUGGGUGUGGAGUACAACGUCAGCGUGUUCACCACCAAGGGCCACGUUGAAAGUGUGCCCGUCUCCACUAUAGUCACAUCAGACUUCCCCACUCCGAGUCAUAUUGACUUUGUCGACAUUACUGACACCACCAUUGGCCUGCGCUGGAUCCCCCUGAAUCAUACUACCAUUACCGGCUACCGAAUAACGGUGGCAACGUCAGGCGAGCGCUCGCCAAUUUUCCAAGACACGGUGGAGGAUUCUGCGGGUUAUUACACGAUCCGUGGUCUGGAGCCGGGCGUGGACUAUGACGUCAGUAUCGUCACGUUAACAGAGGAGGGCGAGAGCCAGCCGACCACUCACACAAAGCAAACGCAUGCUGCCAUUCCCGCUCCCACUCACCUGCAGUUUGGAGGGGUGGGCCCUGACAGCGUUAGGGUUACAUGGACGAUCCCCCAUGUCGCCACGCCGAGCGAUAUCUCCCGGUUCGUCGUCCGGUACCACCCUGUGGCCACAGACGACGACGUCAAAGAGGUCAACGUGGGCGGAGCCACCAACACCUUACUGCUGCAGAACCUGCUGCCCAACACUGAGUACCGUAUCAGCGUCGUGUGUGUGUACGGUGAACGAGAAAGUGAACCAGCCACGGGAAAUCACAGGACAGCCGUGGACGCGCCGACCGGCUUGGACUUCUCUGACAUCCGGACCAACUCCUUCACCGUUCACUGGGUGGCUCCGACUGCGGUCAUCAGCGGCUACCGGAUCCGUUACCAGAAGACGAGCGGCGGACGGGCGAAGGACGAGAGGCUUCCCCCAACCAGAAAUCACUUCACGCUGACUGGACUCACACCUGAGACGGAGUACCUGGUGCACGUUUACGCCGUCAUUAACAAUCAGGAGAGCCAGCCUCUCACCGGCACCCAGGCAACGAUCUCUGAUGCUCCCACUGAUCUGGAGGUUACGUCGUCCUCCCCCACCAGCAUCACCAUUCGAUGGGACGCCCCCUCUGUCGCAGUGAGGAACUACAGGAUCACCUACGGAGGGACCAGUGGCGAGACUCCUCAAGAGUUUACAAUCCCAGGCACUCAGACAACUGCCACCAUCCACGGACUGAAGCCCGGUACUGACUACACCAUCACAGUGUAUGCAGUCAGCGCACGAGGAGACAGUCCCGCCUCCAACACCCCCGUCUACAUCACGCACAAGACCGAUAUGGAGGCCCCCCCUAACAUGAGGCUGACAGACAUCAGCGACAACGCCAUCACCGUUCGCUGGUCUCCCGCUCAGGGUCCAGUCAGAGGCUACAGGGUCACAGGCGUCCCUCGAAACGGACUGGGACCUUCCUACUCUGAGGUUGUUCCCCCAGAUCAGACACAGAUGACUUUCACAGGCCUGAUGCCCACUGUGGAAUACGUUGUCAGUGUUUAUGCCCUGGGCAGCGAUGGAGCGCCUUCAUCUCCUGCCGUGGAGAAUGCUGUCACUGCAAUGGAUCGUCCCAAGGAGUUGAUCUUCUCUGACAUUGACUCCACCUCGAUGCGCAUCACGUGGGAUCAUCCCGACGGCACGGUCACGUCGUACCGCAUCUUGUACUCGAGCCCAGAGGAGGGCACCAGAGAGCUGCGCCCGGCGCCCAGAGGCGACCAGGACACUGUGGUGCUGAACGGCCUUCGCCCCGGCACUGAGUACACGGUUAAAGUCAUCGCCCUGCACGAUCGAACGCCCAGCACACCGUUAGUGGGAACACAGGCCACAGUGAUCCCUGCGCCGACUGACCUGCAGAUCUCAGAGGUCGGUCCUACCUUCUUCACCGUGUCGUGGCGUCCUCAGAAUGCACAACUGACGGGCUACCGUGUGGUCGUCAGUCCCAAGAACGUCAACAGUCCCCGCAAAGAAAUGAAUGUUGCUCCUGACACAACACGUGUUGUUGUACCCGGUCUGAUGGUUGCAACUACAUAUGAGGUCCAGGUUUAUGCCCUGAAGAACUCUCUCACCAGCAGACCUCUACAGGGAGAGACAACCACCCUGCAAGAUGUGAGCCCUCCUCGCCGUGUGCGUAUUUCUGACGUUAAGGACACUUCUUUCACGCUGACCUGGCGCACAAAGGGAGAAACCAUGACUGGUUUCCUCAUUGAGACCACGCCGCUCAGUGGCUCGCAGCCCACCAUCAGGAGGACCAUCCCGGGAGAUGCCUACACCUACACCCUCACAGGUCUGCAGCCGAGCACCAUGUACUCUGUUAACCUCUACACCCUGAACGGAAACACGAAGAGCGCCCCAGUUACUCUCAACAUUCAGACAGGCUCAGCAGUGGUCCAGGCUCCCACCAACCUCCACUUCACCUCUGUGACCCCCACCUCCAUCUCGUUCACCUGGCAGCCUCCGGCCUCUCAGAUCACAGGAUACUACGUCACCUAUGAGGAGUCGGGGCGCGCCCCUCGAGAGCUCAUCCCACGGCCCCACGCCGGCCAGAACUACGCCACCAUAUCUAACCUGAAACCAGCCACGGAGUACAUCAUUAAGAUCGUUGCGAUCCAGAACACACAGAGGAGCACGCCUCUGGUGGGCAGGAUCAGGACCAACCCAGACUCCUUCCUCCCCCUGCCUUUGCCGCAGCCGAACCGCCCCGGAGGUCUCGAUGACAAGCUGGACGUGCCUGAAACUGACUUUGACAAUCGAGUCCAAGUAGUUGGCACCAAUAGCCAGGACGGGUUCGGUGAUCAGAGCCAGCGUGUGGAGUACACAGAGUACAACAACAAUGGCGGCAACAACCGGCUGAAUGGGAACAGUGGCAGUCCACAGUCGCCCUACGGGCAAGUGCAUGAGCCCCUGGUGUUUUUGCCCCUUCCCGAUGCAGAGGGUCGCAGGUUGCCCAUUUUGAAGCUGAACGUGCCCAUCGGAGUACCGUUUGGUAACGAGACAGGAACACCUCAGGAGGCCCAAACUCGAACCACGAUCUCCUGGAAGCCGUACAAGCAGAGCGACAACUACCUGGUGUCCUGCAACCCCGUCACUGAACUGAAUGAAAAGAUGUUCCAGGUCCGCCUGCCGGGCUCAGCCACAACUGCCACCCUGAUCGGACUCACUCCCGGAGCCAACUACAACGUGAUGGUGGAGGCUCUGCUGGGGGCGCUCAAACACAAGGUUCUGGAGCAGGUCGUCACCGCAGGAAACACAAUUGACAAUGGAGUUCCCGCCAGUAAGGACUCCUGCUACGAUGCCUUCACGGGGACCUACCACGACGUCGGCGCCGAGUGGGAGCGGAUGUCUGAAACGGGCUUCAAGCUGUGGUGCAGGUGCCUGGGACUGGGCAGCGGCCACUUCAGAUGCGACUCUUCCAAGUGGUGCCAUGACAGUGGCAUGAACUACCGCAUCGGGGAGAAGUGGGACCGUCGAGCUGAGAACGGACACCUGAUGAGCUGCACUUGCUUGGGAAAUGGCAAAGGAGAGUUCAAGUGUGAACCGCAUGAUUCCAUGUGCUACGAUGAAGGCAAAACCUACCAAGUGGGCAACCAGUGGCAGAAGGAGUACCUGGGCGCCAUCUGUACCUGCACCUGCUUCGGAGGCCAACAGGGUUGGCGUUGCGAGAACUGUCGCCGACCUGGCAGUGACGUGGACGCCAGUGUGCUGCACCCGACCAGAUACGGAGAUAGCUUACUGCGCAAGAACAUCCACUGUCCCAUCGAGUGCCUCCGACCAGACCUGCUAGCAGACGUACACGUUCCUCAAAACGCCCACGAGUAACGGAUGGUCGGCCCGACAUCUGCUUUGCUCCGUCGCCAUCCAGUUUCUGCACUGUUUCCUCCCGUCGAAGCCACGCCGUCUGCGACUGAACAGAACUAACUGCCCCGUCACUCUUCUGACAACUUUUAGUUGUUUCACUGCUGCCUGAACAAUCAGUAUUGUUUUCUUAAGCCGGUCUUUUCACUGUUGACUCAAAAGUUCUCUGAAUUUGCUUUUCUAAUGAAAGUUCCAGUGUGAUCCUAUGAUUAUUCGCAACUUGUGACAGUCAUAAACUUGUCAAACUGGCAUUUGUUUUCCGUUCGAAUGUGGAGAUGCAUUUUCCUUUAAUCCAAAUGCAAAAAACUGAAAGAUAGCACUGUGUUAAAGAAUGUCAAUGUACCUGUUAAUGUUUAAUUUGUCCAUGUUUCUCUUCUCCAGAGCACUUUGCUCACUGCAGAGGACUCGCACUGUGUGAUUGGCACACUUUGAAUUCUGUCUUUCUACUAAUUUAUCCCUUUAAUUUCAUUGAAAGUGUGAACUAGGGUGCGAGAUUGUGAACGUUUCUAUUUUUGUACUCUGUCAGUGCCAAAGAUGUUUCUACCUUUGACAAGAAGUCCCUUAUUUUAAUAAAGCUGGAGAGAUCCCGAUACCACCUC
Molecule: messenger RNA, 8036 nt
Organism: Salarias fasciatus (jewelled blenny)
Lineage: Eukaryota; Metazoa; Chordata; Actinopteri; Blenniiformes; Blenniidae
Product: fibronectin-like
Exons: 46
Coding region: 1-7401 (2466 amino acids)
Biological process (GO): cell-substrate junction assembly; nervous system development; cell-matrix adhesion
Cellular component (GO): extracellular region
Molecular function (GO): extracellular matrix structural constituent; proteoglycan binding; integrin binding
Source: RefSeq, a predicted model, not a curated record